Messenger RNA from Bactrocera oleae (olive fruit fly), 2038 nucleotides. RefSeq names its product Cytosolic thiouridylase subunit 1 (gene Ctu1). The record is from RefSeq and is a predicted model, not a curated record. Lineage: Eukaryota; Metazoa; Arthropoda; Insecta; Diptera; Tephritidae. Gene Ontology annotation, cellular component: cytosolic tRNA wobble base thiouridylase complex; mitochondrion. Gene Ontology annotation, biological process: tRNA wobble position uridine thiolation. Gene Ontology annotation, molecular function: tRNA binding.
AUGUAAACAUGCGCUUUUAUAUUUCAAACUUGCUUGUCCGACUCAAUUUCGCAAAUGAUUAUGUUAAGAUAACAAAUUUCCACACAAAAAUAUUGCCAAUAUCCAUAGAUAUUGCGUUAAAUGUUUUUGCUAGUAGGCUGCUCAGUAUUUAACUCACUCCAUUGAAAAUAUGAUUCUGAUAAGUUUAUCGAGAUAAAAACUAUUAUAUGUGAAAACAGGAAGUAAGAAGCAUGUGUGAAUGUUACCUUUAGUGAAAACAACUUUAAUGAUAUAGACAUGCCGAUUAAAUGUAAAACGGAUUGUGGCCGAAAUGCAGUACUUAAGCGCCCAAAAACAUCAGACGCUCUAUGUAAAGAAUGCUUUUUUGCCGCUUUUGAAGCAGAAAUUCACUAUACAAUAGUAACUAAUAAACUAUUUAAAAAAGGAGAAAAGAUUGCUGUAGCCGCGAGCGGUGGAAAGGAUUCAACAGUUUUAGCUUAUGUAUUAAAAAUACUCAAUGAUCGCUAUGAUUAUGGCCUUCAACUAAUUCUUUUAUCCAUCGAUGAAGGCAUAACUGGGUACCGAGAUGACAGUCUUGAGACAGUUAAAAAAAAUCGCGAUGACUAUCAAAUGCCUCUAAAAAUACUUUCUUACGAUGAAUUGUAUGGUUGGACUAUGGAUCGUAUUGUUGGACAAAUUGGACGAUCAAAUAAUUGCACUUUUUGUGGAGUUUUUAGACGACAGGCAUUGGAUCGUGGAGCAAAACAGCUUGAAGUAGAUAGUAUAGCAACUGGACAUAAUGCCGAUGAUAUAGCAGAAACCGUUUUGAUGAACAUUUUGCGGGGAGAUACCGCUCGUUUAAUGCGUUGCACGGAUAUAAGUACAGGUGGCGGAGAGAACACAAUUCCUCGCGUCAAACCUCUUAAAUAUACUUACGAAAAGGAAAUUGUUAUGUAUGCUCAUUUUAAAAAAUUGGUGUACUUUUCAACCGAGUGUGUCUUCGCACCCAACGCAUAUCGAGGACAUGCUCGAGCAUACCUAAAAGACUUGGAAAGAGUUCGACCCUCGGUUAUUAUGGAUAUAAUACAUUCUGGAGAGCAACUACUUUUUAAAGACACUGUAAAAAAACCAGUUCGAGGCAUAUGUGAACGCUGUGGAUUCGUAUCAUCUCAGCAACCGUGUAAAGCUUGUAUUUUAUUAGAAGGAUUAAAUAGAGGACUACCAAAGUUAGGAAUUGGAAAGAAAUCUAAAGGAGAUCGGAUGAGAUUGAAACAGGAUAAAGAACUCGCUUUAAGGGAGCGUGCCAAUUUAGUUAAAAAUGAUUUCUGAUAUCAAAUAAAACAAUAUACAUACGUAAUUUAGUUUGAUUUUAAAAUUACCACACAAAGGCUUUUUCGUAAAACCAACUUCUAUUCUCAUUUAAGGCUGAUUUUAGUAUAAUUUUUGGUUGUCGGGUAGUAGAAUAUAGUAAUAAAACUAAGGGAGUCUAUGACCUUCAAAAUAAGUUAAUAUAAUAUCAAAUUUGAUUGUAAUCCCUUCACGCUUUGUCGAACAAUCAAGUUGAACGCUUUCGCUACAUUUUUUAUUAUUGCGAACCCCUGAAGGUAUUUAGACCACUUUGACCCUUGUUCUAAACUCAUAUUUAUAUCGAUAUAGUACACUAAACCCAUUACAAAUUUAACGUAUCAAGAUGCAAAGGGGAAAUAACUACCUUGCUUAUUUACCUUUAGAAUAUUGCAACAACACAGUUUUGAGACAAAGGACUACUAAUUAUUAUAAAUUCCCUCGCUUUUUUCUUAAUUGCUCUAUAUUUCAUGGAGAAUUAUUAUACACGGUCUGGACUUUCCAAAAUAAAUUUAUAUAUAAAAUAUUUGAUUAGGAUGCAAGUAGCUGUAACAUAUAUUUAUUAUUUUAUUAAAUGCAAUACAAUUUUAUUUAUAUGUAAAGAAAUUAUCGUCUCGGCCUUCGUCAUUCUAGUUACUUCCACAGAUCCAUUUUUUAAGGGUAUCCUGUACAAUAUAUAUAGCAGCUAGCAUUUGAUCCAUAUGGUUAUGUUUCU